AUGUCCAUUGACAGCAAGCCCAAACCUUCCCAUCGGGAUGAGAGUGAAGACUCGGCUGGAUCUACCCCCGAAGGUGAACGAAACCCCAUUACAACCGCCGCCAUAGAACCCGUACAGCCUAAGCGAAAGGGCGGCCGCAAGCCGAUUUAUGCCACUUCUGAGGAACGCAAGCAAAGAAACAGACAGGCUCAGGCUGCCUUCCGCGAGAGGCGCACCGAGUACAUCAAGCAGCUCGAAGAGGCUAUCCAGGUUCACGAGACGAACCUGCACAACCUUCAGAGUGCCCACCGCAAUGCUGCAGAUGAGUGCCUCAUGCUGCGCUACAAGAAUUCGCUUCUUGAGCGCAUUCUGCUGGAGAAGGGCAUCGAUGUCCACGCCGAGCUCCAGGCCAAGACUGGCAGCCCAACUCUCGGCCCAACCCACAUGCCCCAGAACAUGGUGCAGCCUCCUCCUCUUCAGAGGCCCAUCAUGAACCGCGCCCGCAAGUCCGUCUCUACACUUGCGCCCAAGCUUGAUGCCAACAAUUCUGCCAUGACCAGCAUCAAGCCCGAGACCUCCCCCAAAGCUCACCCUACUCCCUCCCCCAGCAACUCGGGCUCUACCUUCUCUCCAGUCACCGAGAACACUGGCAUCAAGGCCAAUUCUCUCACCGGCUCCCGUCAUCAAAUGCCUUCCAUUAUCACCAGCGCCCCGGGUCAAACCCCCCUGAUGGAGCGUCGUUCCAGCUCACUCGUCAGCCCUGGUGGCGCCUUCUACCCCACCCCCGCCUUUCACAACCACCUCGAUUCUCUCGAGCAGCAUGAGUACGACCAUCAUGGAGACAUGAUGCAAGAUUCUGAGCUGGAUCAUGGCGCUGUCAAUGAGCCUUUUCAUACUUCCUUUGCCGGUGGCGAGGGCAUGAUGCCUCCCCCUACCUCGGCAGCUGGGAGCCACCAUGUUCCCGGAUCUGGCCCUGGCUUUUCCAUGAGCCAACUUCUCGACCAAAACAUGGAUUGGGAUCCCUUUGGCCUCAGUGCCAGCAUGAACUUUCCCACACAGCAAUUCUCAUUCGACCAUUCCGCACCCCUACGAUAG
Molecule: messenger RNA, 1074 nt
Organism: Cordyceps fumosorosea ARSEF 2679
Lineage: Eukaryota; Fungi; Ascomycota; Sordariomycetes; Hypocreales; Cordycipitaceae
Product: bZIP transcription factor, bZIP-1
Exons: 2
Coding region: 1-1074 (357 amino acids)
Cellular component (GO): RNA polymerase II transcription regulator complex
Molecular function (GO): transcription cis-regulatory region binding; DNA-binding transcription activator activity, RNA polymerase II-specific
Source: RefSeq, a predicted model, not a curated record